Priapulus caudatus is the source of this 1519-nucleotide messenger RNA. Its product is annotated as leucine-rich repeat-containing protein 4C-like. The transcript has 6 exons. The record is from RefSeq and is a predicted model, not a curated record. Gene Ontology annotation, molecular function: protein binding. Lineage: Eukaryota; Metazoa; Priapulida; Priapulimorpha; Priapulimorphida; Priapulidae. Gene Ontology annotation, cellular component: extracellular matrix. Bases 142 to 1299 code for a protein of 385 amino acids.
UAGCACGUCACGUGUAGGUAAAAGGCCGACUGACCGCGUAUAAACGCCGCUAGAAAGCAGUCAACGUUUGGUCAGCAAGUCAGGUGGACAUCAGGAGCAGCAGCCGGUAAGUUACAGAUACAAAGAGUUACUACAGCAAUCAUGUGCAAGCUGGUCAUCCUUCUCGUGGCGGCCGUGGUCAUCGCCGUCACUCACGCUCACCCACACCCCGACCCUCCGUGUCCGUCGCUGCACGUGCUGGGAGAGUGUACAUGCACCAGCCCCUACAACGGCUACCCUAACAUCGUCUGCGAUGGUCACGAUAUGUCCAGCAGCCACGCGUUCAGCGUCAUGGCGGCGUUGCCCCGUGACGUCACCUACGCUAGCAUCGAGCUGCAUGGGUUCUAUGACAUGGAGGAGGUGCCCGAGCACGUCUUUGACGGCCUGCACUUUGAACACGGCUCGCUAACGAUUGAUGACAGUCACCACCACGGGGUGGCUCCAGUGCUGCAUGCACACUCCUUUGAAGAGAUGUAUCAUCUGGAAGAACUCACGCUUUCCUACUUGAAGCUGACUGCUGUACCAACGAUCAUCGGGCCCACCAUCAUCGACCACAUCUUAAAGUUUAGUCUGAAGGGCAACGACAUCACCAAUAUGGGGCCUAACGACUGCCACGCACACUACGUCGUCGUCAAAGUUAACAUGGCCGAAAACAACCUUGAGUACAUCGACCCAAAGGCGCUGUGCGGCAUGAUUAACCUGAAGGUUCUGGAUCUGACCUCUGCUGCCGUCCUUUACCUACAACCGGGCACCUUGGGCGAAGCCGAAAACCUGGAAACUCUGGAGCUAGCCGGCAAUGGCCUGGUGUCGCUGCAGCCGGGCGUGUUCGCUGGUCUUCAUCACGUUGAACAUCUAGACUUCACUGGCAGCUCUUUGACGUGGAUUUCUCCGGGAGCCUUUGAUGAUACCGAAGGCAUCCUUACGGUCGAUAUGCCCAGCCAACACCUCUACUACAUCGCAGAGGAUGCAUUCAGGGGACUGACAGACAUUGAGUACAUCGACCUGUCUGGCAACCAUCUUACGACCCUCGCCAGGAAUGUGUUUGACGACCACCUGUUUGAUCAUCAUCAUCAUCACCACUACCACCACCAUCACCACAAUGACCACGACGACCACGUACAUAUAGAUCUCACGGGUAACCCGUUGAUCUGUGGCUGCGACAUCGCCUGGCUGACUGUGCAUCCAUUCUACCCCGAGGGCACGUGCACAAAUGGCAACAACGCCAUCAGCCUUUCCCACCUGCACCUCGCCUGCCCGUAAAACCCCCGGACGUUGAUAGAUGGCGCUGACGUCGGAGCAGCGCUGACCUGCGACUGAUUGUAAAUUGCACUAUUAACUGUUUGUUUACCUGUUGAGUCAUUAAUAAUAUUUAUUCAUAUAUUUACUAAUAAUAACUAUUGUUAUUGUCCGCUGUGAUAAGUAAAAAUCGUGUCGAUGUAACCAGUAUUAAAGCGGCGUGAUAUUAUAUAAAUGACACAAA